Messenger RNA from Ceutorhynchus assimilis (cabbage seed weevil), 2304 nucleotides. Lineage: Eukaryota; Metazoa; Arthropoda; Insecta; Coleoptera; Curculionidae. The record is from the annotation of a GenBank genome assembly.
UGGUAGUUGAUUUUUAUAACGGUUAACAAUGUCAAAACUGUCAAACUUAUUCUCAUGCUUCCAAAACAUAAACAAUUUUGAAUUUUGGAAUUUUAUCAAAAAAUUUCUGAUAAAAAAUGGGAUUCCGAAUAUUACCUACAAUUUUACCUUAUUUUAUAGUGUAUUCGUUGGCCUUUGAAGAUUUCAUUUACGUUUAUGGUGAUGGAAAUAAAGAAAUGGUCCAACAGGGAAGAGCUCAGUACGAGAUAAUAAAAGAAAGAGGCACCCUCCCAAAAUACGGUCCUUGUUGGAAAACAGCCCUUCAACACCUAAACGAAGGUUGCCGCUACUUAUCAGAAACAACUCAAAGCGACAUUGCCUUGACCAUCACAAAUUGUUUCCUGGAAAUGUCUGGCCACGAAACAUACAAUUGUGAACUAGACAAAAAACCCAAUCUACGAGGCAUUUGCAUCAACAGCAUGUCAGAUAGAGCAUUCAAUGUCUACACAGAAUUUUACACUCACACGCAAAAUAUUUGCUGGUUUUUGAGAGGGCAAAUCUGGCAUGAAACUAUUGCAGAAAACACAUUGAAUGUUGGUAAACAGUUGGAGCUUUCAGCUUCCCUUGCAGCUGAGUUUCAUCAGGAUUUAAUCAAAACGCAAAAGGAGAGUUUUGAGCUGCAGCAGAAAAUGGUUGAACAGGGGAGGUUUUUGGAAAAGGUGCUAGAAGAUGUUUAUGUUUCUACUAAAGCACAUCAAGAUAUUUUAAAGGUUUUGACUCAAAGUGUAACGAGCCUUCAAACUUGGAUUGUCGGUGAAGUAUCGUGGAUUGAUUCAAUAUUAUUCAAUAUUUUUGCUUUGUUUGUUAUUCUGAUAAUAACUUCGUCACAAAGAACCUUGCCAGCAAGAUUGCCAUUAUUUUUCCUGUUAUUUCUAAACAUGAUUAUUGAAAGGCUUAUUUGCUCGUUUUACACUAAAUACUCUGAAGAAUUUGAAACUCAUAAUUUGUAUAGUAAUUUGUAUAGUUUUGUUUGGUAUUCGCGGUAUGGGUUUAUGUUUAUUGGUGCAAUGCUUGUGUUGUAUAUUGGGUUAACAUAUCAAGAUAUUUUUGAGAAAAAUUUAGUUAUUUUAAACAAAAUCACUCAGCAAAAUGCUGAUAUAUUAACAUCAAUGAAAAAGUUUGGCAGAACUAAAACUCCUUCUAUCAAUUUUGUGAAUGAAGACACAAAAAAUAGUCCUUACUGUAAAGGCAAAUUGACUUAUUCUCAAAUAGAUAAUAGUGAUGAAUAUCACAGCAAAUUAUUUGAUUCUCAGAAUAAAAAGUAUCAACUGAGAAGCUACAGUAGACAAGAGACACCAGAUUCAGGUAUAGCACAUUAGAAAAUGUGAAUUUAAGACUUUAAUUAUAUUUUUGAUAGAUUUUAUAAUUAUACAUAUUGAAAUUUAAUUAGAUGUGAUAUAUUUUUUAGCAGCUUAUUGGAUCUCUGUAUAUACCAUAUUAUUUUGAACUUUCUGUAUUUUUUUUUAAAUAUUUAUUGGUUCUAUUCAAACAUACACUCAAACAAUGGAAAAUUGAAGAAAGCAUCUUCAUCAUACAAUAUCCUCGCAGGCGCUUCAGUUGCACAAUUAUUAUUUGAUAAAAGUUUGAUUCUUCUUGGGAAUUUUGGAUUUUUUUGAUUUGCUUCCCCCAUUUGUAAUUAAUUGGCUCAUAUGAUGAUCCAGCUUCACAUUUUUGUGUUACUGACUGCUUACGUUGUUUACUCAGUUGUUUAUUAGAAUUUCCAGCUUUGGGUACUGAAUACCUGGAUCUCAGCGGAUAUCCAUGUAUGGUGGGUUUUAUAGAUUUUCUACUCUCUGAAAUGUCCAGACCUUUUCCGAAAACACGAAACUCAAAAAUCUAUGCUCUUGAUAUACACCGUGAUUGACAUAGCCUGUGCAUUAGAGUUCAAUUGGAUUGCAGGUGGAUUAGUAGAGAUAGCAUCUAAUCCACCUGCAAGCUAAUGAACGUAAAUCACCCUGUAUAGUUUCAUUACGUUUUGUAAAUGAAAGUUUAAAUUUGGUUUUAGCUAAUUUUUUUGUCAUCCUACAUAGUUUGUAGUAGGCGAGGGGUACACCACUAUGCUUAUAAAUGUACCGUGCGUUCAAUUUAUCUUGAUAACAUUUUAAUUCGCUGUAACUUUUUUGUUUUUGAAGGUAUCAAGGUAAACAAAAAAACAAAAUGUAGGGUUAGUAGCCAAGUUUUUUUUCAAGUUACCUAUAAAACAAAACACUAUCAAUUUUCUGACAUAUGAGCCAACAUUAUAUUUUUUUAAAUGGAGUACCCUGU